AUGGAUGAGUCAUACAUUGUUGAUGUUACAAAAAAGGAAUGCAGUUGUAGGUUAUGGGAACUAAAUGGGUAUGGUUGUGUUCAUUUAGUAGCUACAUUAGCUUUUCUAAACGUAACACCUGAUGGGCCAUAUGUAGACCCUUUGUACCUGUCAGCCUUCUUCCAUAAUACAUACAAAAAGUCUAUUAGUGGCAUGAAUGGGAUGAACAUGUGGCCUUCAACAACCUUUACACCUCCAUUACCUCCUUUAAAAAGAAGAAUGCCAGACAGUCCAAAAGUCAAAAGAAUAAGGCAUGAUUCUGAAAUGUAUGGAAAACACACUCUUUCAAAGGAAGGAAAAAAGGUUUCUUGUGGCAUAUGCAAAGAGAAAGGGCACAACAAGAACACUUGCACUCAAGUGUCAAUGCCACCUAAAACUAAUGUCACAAAGAAACAAAAAAUCAUGCAAACACAAGAAUCAGUGAAUAUGCAAGCUAUUGAAGAAGAUGAUGUUAUGGGUGAUAUAGUUGAGCCAUAA
Messenger RNA from Lactuca virosa, 516 nucleotides. The record is from the annotation of a GenBank genome assembly. NCBI's taxonomy places the organism in Eukaryota, Viridiplantae, Streptophyta, Magnoliopsida, Asterales, Asteraceae.